Thermochaetoides thermophila DSM 1495 is the source of this 951-nucleotide messenger RNA. RefSeq lists its product as uncharacterized. The record is from RefSeq and is a predicted model, not a curated record. The coding region runs from base 1 to 951 and encodes 316 amino acids. NCBI's taxonomy places the organism in Eukaryota, Fungi, Ascomycota, Sordariomycetes, Sordariales, Chaetomiaceae. The transcript has 3 exons.
AUGGCUUCCGUCAUCAACGAUGAGGCUCCGUCUUACAGGCCGUCAGCGGUUGAGACUUUGAGUCCUGAGGACUUCGAGACUGCCUCAAUUCGCUCAGCGGCUCCCUCUUACACUCUCUGGAUGCUAAACGUCCCACAAGCAUCCGAGGCGCCCUCCUACCACUCGACCGUUAUCCCAAAUGAACCGCUUCCUCCUUAUUCGCCACCUGGAGAAGCGCCCCCUAUGCACACCAUCCUCGAUAGCAAUGUACCAGCUCGGCUGCGGUCAGGAUCCCAGAACUCUUCCUCAAACUCCUCCUCAACUCCACGCUCAACCCCAUCAAUGAGCGUAACCUCUCUCCUUGAUAUCGAUGCACCCCCUCGCCGGUCCUCUGCCCCAACUACACCCCCAACUACCAAUUCAUCCGCGUCAACCUCCCAGGCUCCCCGCCGCUCCAGCACUAACAGCAUGCCAUCGCUCGACCACUUUCGCAUCCCCUCAUGGUCGCCGGCCUCUGCGACCCGCUCCAACCCCAACGCACGCAUUUACCACAAUGUUGCGCUCCGCCGCGCGGCCGCUGCCGCUGCUGCGACCAACAAUAGAAAUAGCAGCUCGGUCGACAAUUUGUCAGAUAGGUUGCGCAGGGCGAUGGUGUUGAGCCGGAUUGCAGAGGAAGAGUCGGGGAGCGAGGGCCACGCACGGGGCUCAGGGGAAGGCCAACGAGCUUUCCGGCCACAGGAGGAUCCGUGGCUUGUCGGCGAGGAAGCCGCUGAGCGGGCGCGGAGGGAGAGAUUGGAGCGGGAGAGAUACCUGGGCGAAGAGGUGUUGUUGAGGGAGGACAGGAAGUGGGAUUGGUUCUUGGCCCAAAUCAGGGAGCGCGAAGAGCAGGAAAAGGUCUGGCGCCGUCUGCGUCAGGAAAUGGGUCGUCGGCCAAACAAUCGAUUCGCUUUCCUGAUUGGUUCCCGGUUCUAA